Molecule: messenger RNA, 627 nt
Organism: Fimicolochytrium jonesii
Lineage: Eukaryota; Fungi; Chytridiomycota; Chytridiomycetes; Spizellomycetales; Powellomycetaceae
Exons: 4
Coding region: 1-627 (208 amino acids)
Source: RefSeq, a predicted model, not a curated record
AUGCUUCUUCGCACCCGUCCCAACGUUCCCGCACUUCCCCGCCUCACCCUCCAAAGAUCACUCGCUUCCCUCUCCUACUCCUCAUCCGCCCCCCCAUCCGCCCCCUCCUCAUCACCUCUCCGCCACCCAAGAUACGCAUACGACCUCUACUUCCACCCCCAACCCGCCUCAUCCUCCUUGUCAUCACGAAAGCCACGAACACACGCCGUCAGUUUCUUCGAGGAAGACGUGAAUGACGAGAGGGUUAUUGGAUGGGUGUUGGCAGGCGCGGGAGAGGAGGGCGGUGUGCCGGUUCUGAGGCCGGGGGGGUGGGAGGGGAGGAGGGGAUUUGAAGAUGUUUUGCAUGAGGUGUUGAAGGCGCAUGUUGGGGAGGAUCAGGGGAUACAAGGUCUAGCAGCACAUCAAAAGCUAGGGUACCUGAACAUCAACGACGAGCGUUCCCCCGCACCCUUCGGCCGAGUCAGCGACCCAGAAGACAUCCUCGGCGCCGUCCGCCUCGACAACGGCUCCAUCAUCCCAGGCUCCUAUGAACGCUUCCCCACCCAUCGCCUCGUGACCUUCAACGGCAUGUUCUUGCUGAGUACGUAUCUGCAUCAGAAGUUGUUGGAGAGGUUACGGAGGGGAUAA